CAUUUAACUAAGAAAAAUGUUAACAGAUAACUCUGGCAACAUUUGAACCCAUUACUGAUAAUCAAAAUAAUUGUAGUUUAUUAUUUUCCAAAAUCGAUAUGACAAACUUGUUUAAUAUAUGUGCGGAAUAAAUGUGAAAAAGUUAAAUUUUGCUAUGGAGCCCACUAUUAAAUAUGAAAAUUGUGAGGAAAUAUUCAUUGGACCGGCUGGUGUGAUUACUCCAGGCAGUGGACAAAAACGUCAUUUCGAUAAUAUCAGUGCAGGAAAUGAAUAUCCGAGCGGAGGUGGCAGUUAUUGUCAGGAAAAUCAGAACGCAAAAUCACAAAGCUCUGCUUUUAUAGCACCAACGCAUCAGACUUUGUACGCACAAUUUCAAAAUAAUGUAGCUGGUCAACAGGAGGUGAAACCUGCUAAGCGUUAUCGGCGCGGAGAAAGCGCGGUAUUGUUCUCGCCACCUUUUUUCGAAGUUCCAGACGACAUUAACGCACAAGGCGAUACAUUUACAGCACGAUGCGUCUCUUGCCAAGUUAUACUACGUGGUCACAAAAAUGUUUCGUCCAACUUUAUUAAACACAUGAAACGCUCACACCCAGAGGUACACAAAAUGUAUGAAAACUACAAAUUGUUAAAACAACAUAGUAGGAAUAUGAACUUAUUGGUAAAUAAGUCACCAGCGGCACCAAGUGAACAAAGUUAUUUUGAUGUUAGUACAUGCUUAGAUAAUACACAAUCAAAUGCUACACAAAUAGAAAGUGAUGCGGUCGAAAAUGAGCAGAAUUCUGAAACCACCGAAAAUUCUCAACCGAACUCUAAUACAGAUUUAAAUGAUACCAACGAAAAUUCAGUUGAUUCCCAACCCAACAAAAAAGAUAUUUCCACGUCUGAAGUGAAUUUAUCAAACAAAACCCUCCAUGCAAUAAGCAAAAUGUUUGAUGAAAAGCUAAAGUCAUUCGCAACAAAGGCGGAAUUGAGCGAGGUGUCUAAAAAUUUCAUUAACCAAGCGCGUUCGCGGCAAAGUACACCCUGUUCGACAAGCGUUCAUGACGGGCAUAAUGAUGAAGAUGAAGUUGAAGAAGGAAAAGUAGAUAAAUAUAAAACAAUACAAAAUGAGCUUGAAGUAAUGCGUCAACGUCUGUCUCAGUCGGAACAGAGUAAACGAGUUUUGCAACGCGAACUUCACACGCUAGAAAAAAUAGUGCGAAAACGUAAACUUAUUAUUAAUAAUAUACCAAUAGCACCAGAACAACAGCCGCAAACUGCUGUAGAGCAAUUGCUUAAGGAACGUUUUGAUCUGCCGAAUGUGGCUUUGGAAAAUGUUUGUGUUAUUGGCAACAGAAAUAGACAGCAAAACAAUAGACAAACUCUUCUUGUGGAAGUGGUUCGUGAAAGUGAUGUAAAUGCAAUAUUUAGAAGGAGUGCUUGUUUAAAAAACACAGGUAUAUAUAUUUCCUCUCAGAUGUCCCAAAUAUCACUGAAACGAAAAGAAAAGCUCUUGGUGUUGCGACGGGAGAUGUUGCGCCGAAAUCAAUCAUUGAAAAUAUUAGUGCGUAACACACAAUUACUCGUAUGUGGCACAUAUUUCUACUGGGAUGACCAGCUGGGUUUAUGUGUAGGUAAUUUGGAUAUGGCGGAAAGCAAUUCGGUUAGCGAUGACGCAGCCGAGGAAUUAAAGAAACUAACAAAACUAGACAUGAAAGAAUUCCUUAAUGUUUUGAAAAACUAUGAUAUUAGAUAAGAUAAUUUUUAAAUACUUUUACUCAUUCCAAAAUUUUUAACGCAAAUCCAUUACCGUUAAUUUUAUUUGAACUAAUUUCUUAAAAAAGUGGAAUAUUUU
Messenger RNA from Bactrocera neohumeralis, 1834 nucleotides. RefSeq lists its product as uncharacterized. The record is from RefSeq and is a predicted model, not a curated record. Lineage: Eukaryota; Metazoa; Arthropoda; Insecta; Diptera; Tephritidae. The transcript is spliced from 2 exons. Bases 119 to 1735 code for a protein of 538 amino acids.